AUUCUCUAGGCGGCGCCUAGUGCAGUGGUCAAAUCCUCACACAUACACACACACACACACACGCACACACACCAGCCCCCGACGAGCCUCCGGCGAAGACUGAAGACGGACAGUGAGUAUUUGUAGGCAGUAUGGCAGAAGCUCACCAGGCGGUGGCCUUCCAGUUCACCGUCACUCCAGAUGGCAUCGACCUACAGCUGUGCCAUGAGGCCCUGCGCCAGGUUUACCUCUCCGGCCUGCACAACUGGAAGAAGAAGUUCGUUAGGUUCAAGAAUGGCGUUAUGACUGGAGUAUAUCCUGGAAGUCCUACUGGGCUCCUAGUUGUUGUUAGUGGAUACAUGUCCUAUGCCAAGUAUACCAAGAUGGACCCUUCAUUCGGAAUCGUGGCAAAGCUGGCCACUCACAUACCAAUAAGUAAGUACAUCACAGAGGAUGGGCAGCGUAUUGCUGGCGGAGUGCUAGUUGGCACAGGGCUGUGGGUCACUAUCAUUUUCGUCAUGAGGAAUGUUCUCAAAUCGCUGCUCUCCUGGCACGGCUGGAUGUACAACCGCCACGGGACUGUGUCCAUAGGCACAAAGAUGUGGCUGGUGUUGGUGAAGUUGUUCUCUGGUCGUAAGCCAAUGCUCUACAGUUACCAAAGCUCACUGCCAAACCUGCCCGUGCCCUCAGUGAAGAGCACAGUGAAGAGAUAUCUUGAAUCUGCACGUGCUCUCAUGGAUGAUGAGGAUUACAAACGAAUGGAAGGGCUGGCGAAGGACUUUGAGAAGAAUCUGGGCCCCAGAGUUCAGUGGUACCUGAAGCUCAAGUCCUGGUGGACUUCCAACUAUGUCAGUGACUGGUGGGAAGAGUAUGUUUACCUAAGAGGACGUGGACCCAUCAUGGUCAACAGCAACUACUAUGCAAUGGACUUCCUGUACGUUUUCCCGACUCAUCUUCAAGCAGCCAGGGCAGGGAAUGCCAUCCAUUCCGCCAUGCUGUACAGGAGGAAACUGGACCGUGCUCAGAUCAAACCCGUUUACUUGCUGGAGAACAAAGUGCCGCUGUGUUCGGCACAGUGGGAGCGCAUGUUUAACACGUCCCGCAUCCCGGGCGUGGAGACAGAUGUGAUUCAGCAUGUGAACGAGAGCAAGCACAUUGUGGUGUACCACAAGGGGCGCUUUUUCAAGGUGUGGAUGUUUUACGACGGCCGGCUGCUGUUCCCCAGAGAGAUCGAGCAGCAGAUGGAGAGGAUUCUGGCCGACACGUCCGAGCCUCAGCCCGGAGAGAUGACUCUGGCUGCUCUUACUGCAGGAGAGAGAGUGCCGUGGGCCAAGGCUCGUACAGAGUUCUUCAGUAAGGGGAAGAAUAAACAUGCUCUGGAUUCGGUGGAGAAAGCUGCUUUCUUUGUGACUCUGGACGACACUGAACAGCGCUAUGAUCCUAAAAACCCGGUCCAGUCUCUCGACAGCUAUGCCAAAUCUCUGCUCCAUGGGAAAUGCUAUGACAGAUGGUUUGAUAAGUCCUUCAACUUGAUCGUGUUUAAGAACGGCACUAUGGGAUUGAAUGCUGAGCACACUUGGGCUGAUGCCCCCAUUGUUGGUCACCUGUGGGAGCAAGUAUUAGCUUUUGAUCCUGUGACUCUGGGUUAUGCUGAGGAUGGUCACUGUAAGGGUAAAACUCAUCCCAGUCUGCCUGGACCUCAGCGCCUACAGUGGGAUAUUCCAGAGGAGUGUCAGUCAGUGAUCGCCAGCUCUCUGAAGGUGGCUAAUGCCUUAGCAGAUGACGUGGACUCCCACAUCAUCCCCUUCAGUGAUUUCGGAAAAGGCCUCAUUAAGAAGUGCAAGACCAGCCCAGACGCUUUUAUCCAGCUUGCUCUGCAGCUCGCCCACUUCAGGGACAAGGGCAAGUUCUGCUUGACAUACGAGGCCUCCAUGACAAGACUGUUUAAAGAGGGUCGCACUGAGACUGUUCGUUCCUGCACCGUCCAGUCCUGCGACUUUGUCCGUGCCAUGAUGGAUGAGAAACAGACGAGAGAGGAAAGACUUCGACUGCUGAAAGUGGCUGCAGACAAGCAUCAGGAUCUGUACAGAAUGGCCAUGACAGGAAAAGGCAUUGAUCGGCAUCUUUUCUGCCUCUAUGUGGUGUCCAGGUACCUGGGUGUGGAUUCCCCCUUCCUUAAAGAGGUGCUCUCUGAGCCCUGGAGGUUGUCCACCAGUCAGACUCCUCUCCAGCAGGUGGACCUGUUUAACCUGGCAAAGAACCCAGAGUACGUCACCAGUGGAGGCGGCUUUGGACCGGUGGCAGAUGAUGGUUAUGGUGUAUCAUACAUCAUUCUUGGGGAAAACCUCAUUAACUUCCACAUAUCCAGCAAACACUCCAGUCCAGAAACUGACUCUCACCGUUUUGGUCAGCACAUUCAGCAGGCCAUGCGCGAUAUUCUGAGCCUCUUCCAACUCGACAAGAAAGCCACCAAGUGAACACUGCUCCCUCUAUUCUCUUUUACUCACACUCACUCGCUCACUCAUUCACACACGCACACAUUUUCUCUUUUUUUUUUUCUUCUCUCCAUAAAAGGGGUUUCAUUUCAGGGAAAUGCUCUAAGUGUUAGAGCACUCCUCCAUAGGCAUGUACAGAGGCAUGUACAGAUGUAUUGUUGGCUUUUAAUUUAUGUUCUAAGAGAUGGGAAAUGAGAAAGUAUAAAUGAAGCAUGAAAGGGUGGGUAUAUUCCCGCUGUUGUUAUUUCAAGUGUGUAAAAUGGGAGAAACUAUUCAGUGGGCCUUUUUUUUUAUAGCAGAUUGUAGUAGCCUUCAUUUCCCUCAUAUUGUUUUUUUUAAGCAUAUUAAUACAUUGUUGCCUUAUAGAAUAGAACGGCUAUCACAGAAACUCCAGAACCCAGAUAAAAGUCUGAGAAGACGCUCUGAUUUCACUCGUACUGUGCGCACAACCACGCUCCAUCCUAUAACUGCUUUAUGUCAAAGUGAAUGCUGUGUUUUUUUAGCAGACAUUUUCAUUCAUACUCAGGUUAUUUAGAACUGAGGAUAGUUGUAACCCCAGUUGUUUUUCACUGGCACUGGGACAGGUCAGCCACUAGAGGGAGCCAUUAGAGUGCUUACUCUCUCUCUGUACGCCAUGUAUACUACAGUUACUUGAAGGCUAUAUAGUGAAGUGAAGUUUUCUAUAUAUUACAUUGUCAUGAGAUUUUCUUGUGUAUCAGUUGCACAUUGUGGACAGUUGUGACCUCUGAAGCCUUUUUAUUGCACAUAGGCUUGUCCGGUAGGCUGCAUUAACUCCAUAGGAGUUUUUUUUUUUUUUUUUUUUCUGAACAAUUUAAUCUAGCAAUAAAUUGAGAUUGUACUGGGAUUGAUGAAUGGUUUAAUCAUGCAUUGAGUAGCAUUUCCAUAUGGCAUAAAUAAUCCAGUUAUAUAAUAAUAAUAAAUACGCGGCUUAAGGGGAGAAAUCAUGUAAAAAAAACCGAAAAAGUAAAAACACAGAUUACCCUUCUAUAAACUGCUAAAGGUUCUUCAAUUCUUUCAGCAGUGGGCGCUGCUGGGUACCUCAUAAACAUAUGUGGCAAACUUCAGUCCUGGAGGGUCAGCAAAGUUCAGUAUAUUCCUACUGAAAUAUAGUCGAAGCUCAGCUGUUAAUUACCAAAACCUGAUGGACAUCAGCCAUCAGGACCACAAUUCACCACCCCUUUGAUUUCAUGUAAAACUGGAAAAUGCUACUUAUUGCAUUUUAUGAUCAUGUAACUUACUGUGGACCUACAGUGGUGAAGCUGCAGAUGUUUUAUCCAUUAAUUUAAUGAUCGUACAGGUUAAUAUGAACAGGCAGCUACGGCGGACACAGCGACGCAGUUCAGCCUCUCCUGAGCUGCAGUGAUCCUGAGUGUGGCCUUCACACAGUGCAGGAAAAGGAAUCGAGGAGGAACAGCAACCAUUCAAAAGGAACAAAUGGGUGUGUUCACAAACUCAGAGGACAAAGGGAUAUUUUAUUCUGUAUAUGUUAUUUAUCAAUGGCAGAGAAAGUUGUGCUAUUUAUUUAUCAGUUUCAAACCAGUGUUUUCACUGUGCAUUUCGUUGCUUUGGCUCGUGAAUAGGGUGUGCUCAUUAAUCGCUUGGUGUUCUUGAUUUGAAUGGAAAAAAAAGGCUGAAUGGAAAAAAACUAAAAUAAAAUCACAGAUUUUUUCUGGAAAGUG
This is a messenger RNA of Astyanax mexicanus (Mexican tetra), 4174 nucleotides long. RefSeq names its product carnitine palmitoyltransferase 1Ab (liver) (gene cpt1ab). Gene Ontology annotation, cellular component: mitochondrion. Gene Ontology annotation, biological process: carnitine metabolic process; fatty acid metabolic process. Lineage: Eukaryota; Metazoa; Chordata; Actinopteri; Characiformes; Acestrorhamphidae. Bases 132 to 2456 code for a protein of 774 amino acids. The record is from RefSeq and is a predicted model, not a curated record. Gene Ontology annotation, molecular function: carnitine O-palmitoyltransferase activity. The transcript has 19 exons.